This is a messenger RNA of Chroicocephalus ridibundus (black-headed gull), 1147 nucleotides long. RefSeq names its product fibrinogen-like protein 1-like protein. The record is from RefSeq and is a predicted model, not a curated record. The transcript is spliced from 3 exons. The coding region runs from base 31 to 789 and encodes 252 amino acids. NCBI's taxonomy places the organism in Eukaryota, Metazoa, Chordata, Aves, Charadriiformes, Laridae.
UCCUGCUCUCUGCUCAGCUGUGCUGUUGUGAUGGGGUUCCAGGCUGGGACAAGUUGGCUCCGUGGGGACCUUGUCCUCCUACCCACAGUGGUGGCGAUGCUUCUCCUUUGCGCAAGUGCUGGCCCAGCAGCACCCACUGCCGGCUCCCGGAGUGGGUUCCCCGCAGACUGCAGCCAUCUUCGCAAGAACAGCCCCAGCGGGGUGUACGUCAUCCAGCCAGCACGGUCACCCCCACGGGUGGUGUGGUGUGACAUGGACACCGAAGGCAAGGGCUGGACUGUUGUCCAGAGAAACUCUCAUGACACUGAGAUCACAUGGAAGCAAUCCUGGACCACCUACAAGUAUGGCUUUGGGAACGUGCGGGGCGAUCACUGGCUGGGCACCGAGUACCUGCACCUGCUGACGCAGCAGGGCACCUACAAGGUCCGCUUCAUCGUGCGGAAUAAAGCCAACAUCACCCAUUACGCCGAGUACGACAUCUUCAGGGUGGAGAGUGAGGCUAGUGGGUACCCACUGAGGCUGGGCCGGUUUUCUGGUGAUGGGGAUGACUACCUGACCAGCUAUUACCCUAAGAAGGGGGGCAUACACGACAACAUGAAGUUCAGCACAACCGACAGGGACCAGGACCAGUACAGCGGGAACUGUGCCAACAGCUACGGGGGCUGGUGGUACGACAAGUGCCAGAACAUCCUGCUCAAUGCCAAAAAAAAAAUCCUUUGGCCAGGAUUCUGCGAUAAUGGCGACUGUGCAUCCUCCCUCAUCCUGGUCAAACCCACAGACGUGUGCUGACCAUGCUGCAGUGCCCAGCCCCCCCGGGAGCCUGCGGGAAUGCCCCAUCCCCAGCUCAGUGCCCCCUUCCCACGCCUGCCAACAGCCCUGCGCCAGCCCCAGUGCACGUCCUGCGCUGCCUGCAGCUCCUGCACCACCACCAGCUGAAAGACAGCGGCUCCGGGGCUCAGGAGCAAUCGCCCGGAGCCCUGGGCAUGCGGGCAGCUUCGCCCAGUGCCACGGUGCUGGCCAGCACUGGGACGCAGGCACUGCUUUGGGGUGGGUGCGCCCAUCCUGUCCUGGGGAGGGGGAAACGGUGCAAGUUCCCUUCCCUGUGCAAUCGGUCUAUUCCUGCUUUGCUCAGGCCCUGCUCCCUCCC